AUGGUGUACUAUGGAGUGGUAAGCAAAGGCUGCCAACGCUGUCGCCAGCGCAAGAUCAAGUGUGACCAGCGAAAGCCGGUGUGCUUGAGGUGUGAGAAAGCGAAGAUACAAUGUCCUGGCUUCCGGGACCUGGCCGACAUCAUGUUUCGUGAUGAGUCUAAACGAAUCAUUCGGAGAUCUCGCAUGCUCCAUGAGGGAGCCCAGGUUAAACAACCAAGCGCAGCUGUGGUGCAGGAAGUCGUCCCCGCUCUUUCGACGGUUUCCGCAGUUUCAGCUUCCCCACCUCCCAUCAGCAUCCCGUAUGCCCUUUCUCAACCAAUCAAUGAAAUUGCGGCCCAUUUCUUCUUCGCUCAUUAUUCCUGCGAUGAGCCGCCUCUCUCCAAGGAAUAUCAUACCUGGCUGAUGCAGAUGUAUUUCGAAGACCGCUCAAUGAAUAAUAUUCGACCAGCCAUUGAGGCAGCCGGCAUGGCAGGCAUCUCUAACAUAUUCUACGCACCAUAUAUUGCAUGGAAGGCCAAGGAACAGUACGUUCGAGCCUUAGUGGCCACGAACGAGGCUUUGGGUGAUCCGGUCGAAUCGAUUGCGGAUACGACGUUGAUGACAGUCAUCCUAUUAGGACUAUUCGAGUUCAUUAAUAUCGAGGAUUGGGAUCACUAUCGUUCAUGGGCCGCUCAUAUCGAAGGUGCUACAGCUCUUCUACAGCUCCGAGGCCCAGAGCAAUUUAACUAUGAACUUGGAGGACAGUUGUACAUGCAACUCCGCUCUCAAAUAUUAUUUGCUUGCACGCAACAGGGUGUCGCCGCUCCCCUGGCCUUACUGCAAAUAAGUAACACUUACAGAGGCAGUUUCAUGGAAAAACAUCGCAAGAAGAAUAAACCGAGCCCCAUGGGUGACAUAUAUUUCCGACUUCUCAAUCUGCGCUCAGGAAUUAGAAGUCGUAACAUAUCAGAUCCGAAAGUCAUCCGGAAGGCUGCAGUUGAACUUGACAACGAUCUGCAAGCUUGGAGGGCAACUCUUCCCUCGAGCUGGAUUUAUGCUACAGUUGAUGCUGGCAACACUUCUCCUGGCACAUAUUUCGAAAAGAAGCGUCAUAUCUACAGCAGCCCUUGGACUGCACAGGUUUGGAACAGCUGGCGUACACAGCGAAUACUAGUUAACCAGAUCAUGCAUCAAAACGAAAUUCAUUACGAUGCUCCUAAUAACGCCAACCACCCAUCGGCCCUUUCCAUUAUCCGCCAAAUGUCCACUGAAAUCUGCAUCUCCGCUCCUAAUUUCAUAGGAUCUCCACGUAAGUAG
Lindgomyces ingoldianus is the source of this 1296-nucleotide messenger RNA. RefSeq lists its product as uncharacterized. The record is from RefSeq and is a predicted model, not a curated record. NCBI's taxonomy places the organism in Eukaryota, Fungi, Ascomycota, Dothideomycetes, Pleosporales, Lindgomycetaceae. The coding region runs from base 1 to 1296 and encodes 431 amino acids. Gene Ontology annotation, biological process: regulation of DNA-templated transcription. The transcript is spliced from 4 exons. Gene Ontology annotation, molecular function: zinc ion binding; DNA-binding transcription factor activity, RNA polymerase II-specific.